Ruditapes philippinarum (Manila clam) is the source of this 1996-nucleotide messenger RNA. Its product is annotated as E3 ubiquitin-protein ligase MYCBP2-like. Lineage: Eukaryota; Metazoa; Mollusca; Bivalvia; Venerida; Veneridae. Gene Ontology annotation, cellular component: nucleus. The record is from RefSeq and is a predicted model, not a curated record. The coding region runs from base 119 to 1627 and encodes 502 amino acids. The transcript has 9 exons.
ACAUGAAAUCGUAAUCUUCCUUUUCACGCGUAUCUCAAGACAUUGCGCAAUUGUACAACAGUAUAUAAAUCUAUACUCGAAUGAACUAUAGUUUCUAGUUUCGUUUUAGCAUUCAAACAUGGAGGUCAACAUUGUAGAAGGGAUAUUAUCCGAUUUUCAGGCUGAUGUGAUAGUAAACAGUACCAACCCGGCUCUGAUGUUGGAUCUUGGAGGGUUGUCACAAUCUUUAUCCAGGAAGGCCGGUCCUGACUUGCAGAAAGAAUGUUCCCAAUCAUAUCCUAACGGAAUAUCAUUUGGUGAAGUUGUGUCAACCAAUGGAUAUGGUCUGCACUGCCAGAAAGUUUAUCACGUGUCAGUAUGCGCGUGGGAUUCUGAGUUUGCUGAUGCCCAAUGGAUAUUGAAUGAAGUGACGACUGGAUGUCUUAGAAAGGCACAUGAGGACGGAAUGACGUCUAUAGCAUUUCCGACACUGGGUUGUGGAUUUCUGAGCCAUCCUCCCGAUAUCGUUGCAAACAUCAUGAAACAAUGUAUAGAGCAGUUUGAAGAAUCAUUCCCAGUUACAACAUUAAAACAAGUGUUUGUUGUCGUGUUCACCAAACCCAGAGGCUGGGAACAUGUUUUACAGGCAUUUCAUCUAGUGUUCGAAAAUAAAGAGGAUAGAGCUGUAACUACAAUGGACGCCAGACCUUCAUUAAAUAAACCUUACAGUCUUACUUCAGAUUUUUCACAAACAUGUAUUCGUGAAAUGAAAAAUAACUCAUGCGUGAAGGUGCUGUUUUGUGGUCACCAAUGUGCAGGUUAUCGUGACGAACCCCAGUGUCCACCCUGUAUGGACAAGGACUGUAUACACAAAGGUCAUGGCCAGACAGGGGAUGACAAUUGUGCCGUCUGCUACACGGACCCACUCAGGGCUGCACCGUGUAUCUUAUUAAAUUGUGGGCACAAAUAUCACCUUCACUGUGUAAAGAGAAUUCUCGAGAAUAAAUGGGUAGGACCGAGGAUAACUUUCAAUUUUAUUCUCUGUCCAAUGUGUAAGCAACCCAUGGAUCACCCAGAGCUCCAGUCACUUUUAAAUCCAAUUCACGAACUUAACGAGGAAGUAAAACGAAAAGCCUUGACAAGAUUACAGUAUGAAGGUCUGGAAAAAUCAGACCAGAUUACAAACAGUGCUAGCCCGUACUACAAUAAUCCGGCACAGUUUGCUAUGGAUAGAUACUGCUACUAUACUUGUUUUAAAUGCAAUAGACCCUUCUUUGGAGGAGCGGCGCAAUGUGAAGAUGGAGCGGGCGACGUGAAUCUAAAACCAGAGGAGUUGAUUUGUUCCGCAUGUAGUGGAGUACAGGGAGUACAGAACUGUAAUAUCCAUGGUACAGACUUUAUAGAGUAUAAAUGCCGGUAUUGCUGCACGGUUGCCGUGUUCUACUGUUUUGGUAACACUCAUUUUUGUAACGAAUGUCACAAUGACAACAUCAGAGUGGCAGGGAUGGGUGACAACUUGCCAAAAUGUCCUGCUGGUCCAUGCGGUAAACAACUCACAGAGGACUGUCCACUGGGGAUUGAACACGCACCAAAUGGGACAGAGUUUUGUUUAGGUUGUGGCCUCUGCUCGAACCUGCAGUCUUUCUAAACUUGUGUUUUUAUUUGUGUGCUGCAAUCCUCCAAUGCUCUACAAGAUUACACUACUUUACACUACCUUAUCUAUAUCAUCAGAAGAAGAACCCAUUAAUAUUCAAUGAUAUAUUUAUUCAAGCUACUCUUGCCAACCACUGCAUCGAAUUACUAAAGUAUUCCUGAGAAUUUUAUUAUAUUACUAGUGUGCUUAGGGUAAGCUUUGAAGCAUUUCGUAGCUAACAAAGCAAUAUGAUAACUGUGUAAUGUGUAUAUACUUUAACACAUAUCAUUAUUAACGCAUACAAAAUGUUUCUUUGACAAAAGAUUGUUUAAAGAGUGUUAUAAUAUUUUUGAAAGGUCAGUAUUAAAAUAUAUAAGCUUUGUA